AUGGCAACCGGAGGCGUUGAGUCGAAGGAGGUUUCGCUGCACGCCCUCGUGAAGCUCUCCACCUUCCGGGGCAACAAACAUCUCAUCUGUGGCGGUGGAAGCAUUUCUCUUGUGGUGAAGCUUCUCUCCUCGCCUCACAUCCUCCCCGCGGUCACUGCAAGAUGUGCUGUGAUUCUUGCAAACCUAUCUGCCAAUGGGAGGCCGGCCCUGCGAGCCCUCGUUGGCAUCUGUCAGUCCGAGGCCGGGCUGGUGAAGUCUGCAGUUGUUUCAUGUAGUGGAAUUUCCGUUGUUCUUGCUCUGCUCGACGACUCCAACCAGGAGAUACGUGAGCUGGCGAUCAACCUCGUGUUCCUCUUCUCCCAGCAUGAGCCGGAGGGGGUGGUGGAGUACCUCCUCAAGCCUAGGCGCCUCGAGGCUCUGGUCGGAUUCCUUGAGAAUUCUGAGAAGGGCGACAUGCAGAGGGCCGCAGCCGGUCUGCUCGCCAACCUCCCCAAGUCAGAAACGUCGUUAACGGAGAAGUUAAUAGAGCUCGGAGGGCUAAAGGCGAUAAUCCAGAUCAUAAGAUCAGGGACAGGGGAAGCAAAGGAGAAUGCUCUGAGUGCACUAUUUAGGUUCACCGAUCCCACGAACCUCAAGUCACAGCGCGUAGUGGUUGAGUUGGACGCGUUUCCUCCACUCACCGGACUUCUCAGAGCCGGCUCAGUCACAGCGAGUGCGAGAGCUGCAGCUCUGCUAGGCGACCUCUCAAUGCGAACUCCAGAGCUGAGCGACCUGCACAUAAAGAAGCACGGCUGGUUCUGGUCAUGCUUACCUAGGGCACACGCUGCAACGUGCCCGGCCCAUGGAGGCUCCUGCAGCGUGAGCACGGCGUUCUGUUUGUUAGAGGGGGGCGCGUUACCUGAUCUGGUUCAGGUGGUGCAGGAUAAGGUCCACGCCACGGCCUAUGAGGCGAUCCAGACGCUGUCCACCCUCGUUCAGGAGGAUUCACCUCAGAGGGGAGCAGCAGUGCUGCAUGAGUAUGGAGCGAUCGGACCAACAAUGGAGGUGCUGAGAUGGGGUUCAGAGUCACUGAAAACAGAGGCGCUGAUCCUUUUGGAGAAAGUUUUCGUGUCGACAGAGAUGGUGGACUUGUACAGUGCAAUGGCGAGAGCGCCUCUCGGACAGCUUGCUUCUCACAGUUUAUGUGAUGAGAGGCUUCUGCAGAGGAAGGCGGUUAAGGUUCUGCUUCUCAUCGAACGUUACUCGAGAUCAUCUACUACUUCUCUUGUGUCAACAACAGCUCCUGUAACUGAUUGA
Salvia splendens (bonfire salvia) is the source of this 1296-nucleotide messenger RNA. Its product is annotated as U-box domain-containing protein 44-like. Bases 1 to 1296 code for a protein of 431 amino acids. NCBI's taxonomy places the organism in Eukaryota, Viridiplantae, Streptophyta, Magnoliopsida, Lamiales, Lamiaceae. The record is from RefSeq and is a predicted model, not a curated record. Gene Ontology annotation, molecular function: protein binding. The transcript is spliced from 2 exons.